AUGUUGCUUUCCCCCGCCGUCAAGACUUCCUACCUCAGCACCAUGGCCGGCGGCUCUUCGCCCACGCCAAAGCGCAAGACCGAGGAGGAGAACGUCGAAACCUCGCCUCUUGCUGGCAAGCGAGCUCGUCCCAUGAUACCACUCCGAGGCUCGCGAUCCUCGAGUAUGUUCCAGCUGCAGCAGCAGCAACAGUUGCAGACUCCCCUCCACACACCCGGGUCGCUGCACUCGCAAGACCCCUUUGCGAGCUCGUCCGAUGUGACGCUCGACGACCUCACCGCCAACCCCAACAACCAGCAGCGCGACAUCUUCACCCACUCGUCCGCCACGACGAAGGGCAAGACCGCCGAGUCUGGUGUCUCGUCCACCUCGCACUGGCUCAAAGUGGUCACUUCGUACGGCUACACAUUCAUCAAGUCGGACGAGUUGCACCUGCUCGAAGGCAACGCCGAUGUGCAGAUGGUCAUCGAGCCGUCGAACUCUGCUCAUCAGAACGAGGUGCCCGCCUCGCCACCUGCGCAGAUGAGAUUCCCCUUGGGCGUCGAGUUUCCACCCACGCCUUCACCUUCGGACGACGGCACUGGCGCACCUGCCAAUCGAUACUUUGCCCAGCAGCACGCAGGCAAGCCGCUCUGGGAGCACGUCGAGGGCGAUCAGGAGGCGGCGAGACAGGCCGCCGGUGGCAUCAACGAGAUGAUGAUGGACGAGUGGUAG
Kalmanozyma brasiliensis GHG001 is the source of this 714-nucleotide messenger RNA. RefSeq lists its product as uncharacterized. The record is from RefSeq and is a predicted model, not a curated record. The coding region runs from base 1 to 714 and encodes 237 amino acids. Lineage: Eukaryota; Fungi; Basidiomycota; Ustilaginomycetes; Ustilaginales. The transcript has a single exon.